Molecule: messenger RNA, 500 nt
Organism: Tripterygium wilfordii
Lineage: Eukaryota; Viridiplantae; Streptophyta; Magnoliopsida; Celastrales; Celastraceae
Product: peamaclein-like
Exons: 2
Coding region: 45-323 (92 amino acids)
Source: RefSeq, a predicted model, not a curated record
UCCAAGGCUCUGCCACACUCCAACAAAAACUAAAGAACACAGAAAUGAAGAAGUCAGUAGUACCAGUACUUCCAACUCUGUUGCUCCUGUCUCUCCUCUUCCUCUACUCUUUCUUUGAGGUCACAAUGGCUGGUUCAGGUUUCUGUGACGGAAAGUGCAAGGUGAGGUGCUCAAAAGCAGGGCUUCAGGAGCGGUGCCUCAAGUACUGCGGAAUCUGCUGUGAAAAAUGCAAGUGCGUGCCAUCUGGGACUUAUGGAAACAAGCAUGAGUGCAGCUGCUACAGAAACUUCAAGAACUCUAAGGGCAAGCCCAAGUGCCCUUAAUGUUUAUUAUAUAUAUAUAUAUAUGUGUUACAAUAUGUAUGUAUAUGUAGAUGUUCGAUCGAUCGGGGUUUCUUUUGUUUGUGUUGUGCUGCUAGUGAAAGUGGGUUUGUACUCAAUUCUUCGUUGUACUGCUUUUCACAUUUAGUUGUGCAAUAAUGAUGGACAAUAUGAUUCAUC